Messenger RNA from Ceutorhynchus assimilis (cabbage seed weevil), 652 nucleotides. Lineage: Eukaryota; Metazoa; Arthropoda; Insecta; Coleoptera; Curculionidae. The record is from the annotation of a GenBank genome assembly.
GGUCGCGGGACUAUGAAACAAGUUGAAUUUAAAGAAAGUUAAUGAUAAGCUCAACAAAUUAAAAUAAUAAUAAUUACGAAUUGUGAGUACACAGUAAUGUGAAGAAAAUAAUAUGGUGAUAAGUUUUUUGGUAGUGCAAUAAAAUGUCGGAGAUUAAGUUUUAUAAUAGAAAACUAACUAUUGGUUGGUUUCUUGUUAUGGUUGCUAAUUUUCUUUUCGGAGUGUUCGGAGUAAUAUUGUGUACGAUAAAAUUGAAGAACAUCGAUAAUGAAGACUUUCAAAUGGGCUUUUUCAAAUUGUCAAUGGGCUUUGCUGCUUGUAACUUAAUAUUGAGUGUUUUGCUGUUAGUAUCUGUUCUAAAGCGCGACCAAAAAUAUGCCUUUCUAUAUGCACUACUCAUAUUCCUUAGUCUUUUCGCAGCUACUAUCCACAUCGAAAGUAAUACACACAAGGAUUUUACGUUUUUGAUAAUUUUCAUUGUUUUUGCUGCUCUUUGUUUCCUAUGGUUCUGCGUUUACGGAUCCUAUCAGAUAUGGCUUAGAGACAAAAUUCUGGACGCCCAAACGGACAUUGUCUAAGACUUAGAUAAUAAAUUAUUUUUAUUACAUAUGUAUAUGAUGUGUACUUAUCAUUUUUUAUGCUAAAAUAAAAU